CAACUACAAAAGCCCCACCAGACGACCCACAUCCCCCGCCUCCCGACCCCCGGUCCCCGGCCUUCGCUUCCAAACCCUGAUCACCGUUCUCGUAAUUCCUAAGAAAGGAUAUGUGUAGCGGCCUCAGGAAGCCUUCCCCACCCCCGUCUCCCCCCACCGGCCCCGCCGUCAUGGCCGCCGGCGGCGACUCCGAGAAGCUCUCGGUUGCGGCCCUCCCCGCCUCCCUCCUCCUCGAGCUCUCAGCUUCCGACGACUUUCCCGCCUUCAAGCGCGCCGUCGAGGACGACGGCCUACCCCUCGACUGUCCAGCCCCUUGGUACUGCCGCUCCCUCAACCGGCGGACGAUGGGCUUCGAACAGCGAACCCCGCUCAUGAUCGCUGCACUCUACGGCAGCCCCACCGUACUCGCAUACAUCCUUGCAGCUAGUCCCGCCGAGGCCUCCCGCCGCUCCCCCUCCGACGGCGCCACCCCUCUCCAUUGCGCCGCCUCCGGUGGCUCCCCUUUCUCCCUCGGAAUCGUCAAGAUGCUAAUGGACGCCGCCGCUGACGUCGACGCCACCGACGCUGCCGGGAACCGUCCUGGCGACGUUAUCGCCCGCCACUUCUCCGCGUCGAUCACCCGAUCCCUUGAAGUGGUCCUCAAAGCCGGCUCUGGGAUUUCAUCUCUUGGAGGAGCAAAAGAAGAGGAGACGAAGUCCGGCGAGAAGAAAUAUCCUCUUGACAUCACACUCCCCGAUAUAAAUAACGGGAUCUACGGCACGGAUGAAUUCCGGAUGUAUACCUUCAAAGUCAAACCUUGUUCCAGGGCCUAUUCCCAUGACUGGACGGAGUGCCCCUUCGUCCACCCGGGAGAGAACGCCCGGCGCCGCGACCCCAGGAAGUAUUUCUACAGCUGCGUCCCCUGUCCAGAGUUCCGGAAGGGGUCGUGCCGGAACGGGGACGCCUGCGAGUAUGCACACGGUGUAUUCGAGAGCUGGCUCCACCCGGACCAGUACCGCACCCGCCUCUGCAAAGACGAGACCGGCUGCAACCGCCGCGUCUGCUUCUUCGCCCACAAGCCCGAGGAGCUCCGCUCUGUCAACCCCUCUGCCGCCUCCGUCGCCGGGAUGGUGCUCUCCUCGCCGAAGUCGUCAUCGGGUCUGUCAUCGUUGGAUAUGGCGACAGCUUUGAUGAUGAUGCAGCAGACAGGGUCGGGCAUGUCACCGUCAGCUUCGUCGGGUUUGGGCGCGGCGACGGCCUGGAUGAAUCAGCCGGGCAGCUUGGCGACCCCGCCCUCCUUGCAGCUUCCGAGCAGCAGGCUGAAGGCAUCGCUGGGCGCCUUCGACCUGGAUUUGCUCGGGCUCGAAGGGUACCAGCAGAAGCUGAUCGAUGAGUUCUCGAGCACCGCCUCGCCCCGGGCUAACUGGACCCCGAACUCCCUAGCCGCCGCCUCUCGAGCAUCAGAUAUAAACGAGCUAUUUGGUUCUCUUAAUCCAUCUGUGCUGUCUCAGUUGCAGGGGCUUUCUCUGAAAAAGACGGCAGCCGCCUCGUCCUCCGCCGGAGCUCAAUUCCAGUCACCCACUGGAGUCCGGUCUCAAUUGCUUUCUGGCUACGGAGGCAACUUGCCACCUUCUCCAACCGUAAGUGGGACUUCAUCGUUUGGGCUCGACCACUCGAUGGCAAAGGCCAUCAUGAGCUCGAGGGCUUCGGCGUUUGCAAAGCGGAGCCAAAGCUUCAUCGACCGCGGAGCGAUGGCAGGUCGCCAAUCGACCCUCUCUUCAAUGACCACUGCUGCAGCGGGGACUUCGUCGGUUCUUUCCGACUGGGGCUCGCCGGACGGCAAGUUGGACUGGGGAAUUCAAGGGGAUGAGCUGAACAAGCUGAGAAAGGCGGCAUCUUUUAACUUCCGAACCAAUCAGGCUGGAAGCGGCUUUGGUGGGGCAGCCCCGGCGGCCGCUGCAGUGCCGGGGCGCUUGGAUGAGCCCGACCUUUCCUGGGUGCAGUCUCUGGUGAAGGAUGGACCGGCGGCACCGAUGGGCCGGCGUGGCCUGGAACAGCAGCAGAAGGGGUACCAACUCAACGGUGCUGGAGGCGACUUCCAUGGGUCAGAGCUCCUCUCUUCUUGGGAGGAGAAGAUUAUGGCUUAAAGGCCAUCAACCGAUACCUAUCGUUGUUCUGACAAGUUUAUUUCUUCCUUGGUUCCUUAUAUUCUUUGAAUCAGUUAUAGUUUUAGCAGUGGCCAUUUCCUCAAGAAGAAAACAAGCCCGAAGGGUUUCUGAGCUGAUUAGAGACAGUACGAACGUUCUUUCAUUCAUAUAUAGCGUAAGAGGAAGAAUAUAUAGAUAGAAGAUGGGUCACCAGAUUUCCCAAUAUUAUGAAGAAGAGAAUAAACGGAGUUGUAGAAGCUUGUUUUUACCUUUUAAUUUGUUUUUUUUUUUUUAAUUCUAAGGUAAAGGUUUCUGCUAAUGGACCAUCGAAUCAUGUAACCAGUGAGUCCUGUAUUUGUUUGGCUGAGCGGCCUUUCUUUGGGCAAGGAUUUGUAUUGUAUAGAUAAUCGAGCAGCGAAAACUCUUAAAUGUUUAUAUUUUCUUUCAGCACAUUAUUUGCCACUUGCCCGUUCUUCAUGGAACAAUGAUAUGGAAAUCAGAAUCAUUUUGUGAGCUUUCUGGUUGUGGCAGCAGCAGCUUCCAUUUGUCAUCUUAUAGUUGCAGAAGAUAUCUGAGAACAUGUCUCUGCGAGCUUGUUUUUUAAACUUGAUAAAUGGUCGAGUGCUAUGAUUG
This is a messenger RNA of Elaeis guineensis (African oil palm), 2759 nucleotides long. RefSeq names its product zinc finger CCCH domain-containing protein 33. The record is from RefSeq and is a predicted model, not a curated record. Gene Ontology annotation, molecular function: metal ion binding; protein binding. Lineage: Eukaryota; Viridiplantae; Streptophyta; Magnoliopsida; Arecales; Arecaceae.